GAUCCCAUUAACCUCAUAAAUUUUACAUAUUUUGCAUAAAUUCUCAUUGCAAUAUUAAAGUUAUUUGAAUGAUUUUAAUCCAUUGUGAGUAGGAAAAUGAGUGAAAGUCCUGGAGAAAGUGAAAGUCAUCAGGAAGAGCUUGUAGAUCGCGAGAACUUGGUGUUUGCGGAGGCUUCUUCUCAUGGACACCUUGAAAAUGGGGCGCUAGCAGCAAUACCAGAAGAGACUCCUCAAGAAUCCAGCCGCAUUUGCGAUGCAGACAGUGAUGAUGAGGUUGGAAUCAUUAGGACGAAGAAAAGAGUUCAAAUUUUGAGCGAUAAUUCCGAUGACGACGAUUUCCCGGCGGCGAACAAUUCCCGGACAACUGAAUUGGCAGUGGACAGAGAAGACGAUCAGGCAGAUAAGGAGGCCUCUGAUGAAGCCUUGGAUGCAGUGAACACUAACACGGAAAGCGUUGGGAAAUACAACGGAUUGAGAUUUCUCUGUGACGAUGAUUCAAGUGAGGAAGAGCAAAUUGCAGAAGUUGAGAUUGCUGAUCCAAAGAAGGUAAAAGUUAAGAAGCCGAAAACAAGCAGACAAAAGGAUUUAAAAAAGAGUAAACCGGAAAUCGAAAGCGAAGGAUCUCACGACAGCGAAGAGGAAGACAAGAAGAAAGAGAAGAAUCGUAGGAAAAAGACUGAGAAACCCAAGAAAAUCUCUAAACGAGAGCGAGAAGAGGAAGAAGCUAAGAAAACUGAGAUUUACAGCAUGAUUCAGAAGAAUGCUCGCGAAGAAGUUAUUGAUGUGCCUUACAACAAACCUGAGCAAUAUGAACUGAAGGAGUUUCUCAGUCGCCUACAGGAGAGCAAAGUCACUCUUCCUAUCGAUAAGAAACUCGCCAAGAAGACCGGAAAAUUGAGAGCUCUGAAGAGUGAAAAGCCGAUAAUCGUACAAGAAGAUGAUGUGAAAGAGAACGAAUCGAAUAUAGAGAUUGUUGAAGAAUCUCCAAAGCAAAACAUGGAUGAAAUAGAUUUGCUGGUUGCUGGAACAUCCAAACAAACGGAAAAGAGAGUUGAGAGUAAAACGAAAGUUAAGGUUACUCUUCAGGGCGAUCCAAACUCCGUGAUUGACUUAGAUUCUGGCCUUGUGGCUCCAAAAGCGAAACCGAAGGGCGUCGCUUUAAUCGAGAAAUGCAUUUUGCAGAAUGUUAAGCCAUCUGCAGCCGUUGUCACAGACGCGCCCAAAGUAGAGCAUAUUCCUGGAGUGGCAUACAAGAUUCUCAUGGAGAGUCUUGGGCAAGAAUUGUUGCGGAAGAAGAAGCAGCAAAUGCAGAAGUAUAUUGAGGAUCAGGAGAAAGGAAAAAUGCAGCAAUUGGCAAAUGAAAUUGAUGAUGAAGCUGAAUUUGUGGAUAGCGGUGAAGAUGAUGACGAGAUGGAGGAAGACAAACUGAACGAUGUCGUAGAACAGGAAAGUAAAGACCAAGAGCUAGAGCAAGAAACUGAAGUGAAGGAAGAUUGCCAACUAGAAGGUGAUGAAAAUGAGAUCCCAAAGGACGGUGAAGUUUCGCAUGAGGAAGAAAAUGACGCUAGCGAUGAAGAUUCCGAUGCCGAAGAUCAAUUGACUGAGAAGAAUAAGAAGUUGAGGAAGAGAAUUGUCAAUGUCGAUGAUGAAGAUUCAGACGAUGAGAUUUUAGCACCGCCUGAGAAUAUUAAUCUAUUUCCUGGAUUUGAGCAAAACACUUGUGUGACUGAGAGUCAGGUGGAAAAAGAUGAAAUGGAGUUGUUUGAACUGUGCACAGGGAAAUUUGAGACGCAAGCUCCUGCUCAGGAAAUGGUGACUGGCCAGUUGGAAGGAAAUAUUUCUCAGGAAGACACCGAAGUUAUGAAAUAUGAUGAUGAAGUCCACGUGGAGCCCAAUUUUGAGUCGUCAGAUGAGGACAAUCCAGCUGCAGACACACAGGCUAAAAAGAAGAGUCGGAAAGCUCGAAUUUAUCUAACUGACGAGGAAGACAACGCUCCAACCACUCAGAAGGACGAAGAUUGCGCAUCUGAAGGUGAAGACAGUAUUUCAAACCCACCUGAAGGAUUGUCAGACCAGGAAGAAUGCCAGAAUGAUGCGCAGAAUGUUGAGUAUGAUUCGGAAGAAAAUGAGAUUGAUUCCAGUGCUUUGCCGCCUCCAAAACCCAAGAUGAAAGUUACAGAUUUUAUGGAACAGGAAGCUGAGUUGUCAGAAUCCGACUGGGGAAGUGCUGAUGAAGACGAAAAGGAUCUCGACAAGCUGGAUAUUGAGCUCGGCGAUGAAGAUCAAUUUGAUCAGAAUCAGUUGCAGUCGGAAUUGGAGCGGAUUCACAUGAAAAAGCUGCUGGAUCAAGAUGCUCGGGAGGUGAAAAUGGUGAAAAAUCUCGUGUUGCACGAGGAGGAACGCGAAGGAAUGACACGCGAGAGAACUUUCCGGUGGCUGCACGUGGAUAAUGAUGUCAACUUGCACGGAGAGAUUCGGCCGGGAAACCAGGAUGAUGAUCUGCGGGAAAGUGAUGAGGAGAACGAGGAACUGUGGCGGAAGAUCAGGCACGAAAGAGAUGUUGUGCUGAAGGAACAGCUUGGAAGCGAGCUUUCGAGCAUAUUUGAGACAAAAAAUGUCACCAUUCUUAAGCCCAGCAUCCCGGAAGAUCCGAUGGAGGUGAAGGCACCUACAUUCCUGGUUCCCGAACAGGACAAACUCAGCAGGAAGUCUCUUCUACUGCAAGAUGAGGAAUAUCUUGCACGAUUGGCGGGAAUGGCAUCCAAGACGACAGACGUCCUUAUAAAUGGAGCCACUGAGAAGGGAAGCUUCGUCUUCCGGCAAAUGGCAAAACAAGAUGGGGAUCAGGAAUCAACGGUGGGAAAACGCAAGUCGGAAAGUGUCCUCGCUCCGAUUAAGGGAAAGAAGCGCAAGAAGACUUCUAUCUACGGAUGAGAUCACUUCCUCUUCGAUGCCGCUACAAAUUCUCCCAG
This is a messenger RNA of Phlebotomus argentipes, 2972 nucleotides long. Its product is annotated as claspin. Gene Ontology annotation, molecular function: anaphase-promoting complex binding. Gene Ontology annotation, biological process: mitotic G2 DNA damage checkpoint signaling; mitotic DNA replication checkpoint signaling; activation of protein kinase activity. The transcript has 3 exons. NCBI's taxonomy places the organism in Eukaryota, Metazoa, Arthropoda, Insecta, Diptera, Psychodidae. The record is from RefSeq and is a predicted model, not a curated record. Bases 97 to 2934 code for a protein of 945 amino acids.